This is a messenger RNA of Alnus glutinosa, 2626 nucleotides long. RefSeq lists its product as uncharacterized. The record is from RefSeq and is a predicted model, not a curated record. NCBI's taxonomy places the organism in Eukaryota, Viridiplantae, Streptophyta, Magnoliopsida, Fagales, Betulaceae. The transcript is spliced from 11 exons. The coding region runs from base 558 to 2396 and encodes 612 amino acids.
CGUGAACUGGCAAGAAGAGCAGCUAUUCGCUUGUCUGCUUCACUUUAGCUUUGUUUGUGACAACCCGCUCUCAUCAUGAUUCAUGAACUAACAUGCGCUCCUCUCUCUCUCUCGCUCGCGUACACUAUAUUUGUAUGAAGAAUUGAAGAACUAUAUCUAAAACUGAGAGAGAGAGAGAGAGAGAAAUUCAAUUUUCAGUGUCUGUCUCCACCUCUCUCGCACGUUCCUGUGUUAAUCCAUUUGUUUAUUUCCAAAGGAAGUAUUAUUUUAUUUAAUAUUUGAAACAAAAUAGUUUACUACAGUUGGUUCUUGUCCCUCUGUCGCAUGUUCCUUGGAUGACGCUUCAAGCUCGAAACCUCGUCGUUUUCUUCUCCUUCUGCUGUGGCCUUUUGUUGCUUUCGUUCACUCUGUUCGAGAUAUAAAAGAAACCAAAAAAAUAAAUGUAUUUGGCAAUUUCUGUUUCUGGGUCUCAUUGCUUCCAGUUUCCCGCUCUCCCUAAAAGGGUAUAUUAGUUGUGUUGCAUCUUUCUCUCAUUUUCUGGGAAAAAGUAAAAGAAGAUGAAUACCAGAGUGCGCACUACUCUUCAGGCAAUGAAAGCUCCUUUGAACCUUGAUAAAAAGGAGAAGAUGGAGACUCGGGGGAGCAGAGUAAUCGACGCUAGGAAACAUGUGACCAAUCGACGCCGAUCAAAUAAAGAAAGGAAAAUGGCCUUACUUCAAGAUGUUGAUAAGCUAAAAAAGAAGCUCAGACAUGAAGAAAAUGUCCACAGAGCAUUGGAGAGGGCUUUUACCAGACCUUUAGGAGCUCUACCUCGUCUUCCUCCUUAUCUCCCUCCACAUACAUUAGAGCUUCUUGCUGAAGUAGCCGUUUUAGAAGAGGAGGUUGUUCGUCUAGAAGAGCAAGUUGUGAAUUUUAGACAAGGUCUCUAUCAGGAAGCUGUGCACCAAUUCUCCAAGAGGAAUGUGGAAAAUUCGGGUGAUUCGAUGGAUCAUAACUUGAUUAGAAGCUCCAAACAUCAGCGAUCAAAGUCUUUGCCCCAAAAUGAGCUCAAUUCAGCAACAUCCAUGGCCAGACCUCAACCUUCUCUUACCAGAAGUACUUCAAAUAGGAAGCUCUUGUCGUCUGAUACCGGCCCUGAUCGAACCACAAAUUUUUACAGUAGGCCAGCUAUGGGGAGACAAUCUAGUAAGAAACCCAAUUCCUCUCCAUCUUUUCCAGAAAAUGGACGAGGAAAAGAGAAUUGGUUGUGUGCUAAUUCUGUAAAGGAUAAGCAAUCUCCCGAAAAGAAAUGUACAAAAGUUGUAACCCCAGUGAAGAAACCUCCAAUUAAGCAUGAAUCAGUGGAGAAGUGUGUUGAUCCUUUAAGGUCUCAGAUAGAGAGCAGAUUAGUAGACCAGGAGAGAGCACAGGAGAACUCUUCUUGUUCUUCAGAUGAUAGAAUAUUGGAAGCUGAUAGCACCCCCAACAAAGUAUCUGAGGAUAUAUUGAAGUGCUUGUCAAGCAUUUUUGUGAGGAUGAGCACAUUGAAGGACAAAGUAGUAGAAUCAGGGACUUGUCAAACACUAGCUUCUCAUGCAAGCAACAGAGAAGCAGAAUUCCGAGAUCCAUAUGAUACCUAUUCAGAAUUCAGAAAUAGAGAUGUUGGUCCUUACAAGCAUCUCUGUUCAAUUGAAGCAAGUUCAGUUGAUUUCAACCGAACAACAAAUGCUUUGUUUCUGAUCCAUAGACUAAAGGCCCUAUUUGGAAGGCUUGCCGCUGUGAACUUAGAGGGUCUUACGCAUCAGCAGAAGCUUGCUUUCUGGAUAAACACUUACAAUUCCUGCAUGAUGAAUGCAUUUUUAGAGCAUGGGAUACCUGAUACCCCUGAAAUGGUUGUAGCACUAAUGCAAAAGGCGACAAUCAUUGUGGGAGGACAAUUGCUUAAUGCAAUUACAAUCGAGCAUUUCAUCUUGAGAUUGCCUUAUCACUUGAAAUUUACAUGUGGAAAAGCUGCAAAAAAUGAUGAGAUGAAAGUACGAAGCAUAUUUGGAUUGGAAUGGUCUGAACCCUUGGUUACAUUUGCCCUCUCCUGCGGAAGCUGGUCCUCCCCUGCUGUGAGGGUGUACUCAGCAUCUCAAGUUGAAGAAGAGUUGGAAGUAGCAAAGAGAGAGUAUUUGCAGGCAGCAGUUGGCAUUACCAAGACAAACAAAUUAGUAGUUCCCAAGCUACUAGAUUGGUAUCUACUUGACUUUGCUAAGGACUUGGAGUCAUUGCUGGAUUGGGUCUGUCUGCAGCUACCCGACGAACUUCGUAAUGAAGCUGUUAGAUGCCUUGAGAGAAGGGGAAGAGAACCCUUUUCACAGUUAGUACAAGUAAUGCCAUAUGAUUUCAGUUUCAGGUUACUUCUACAACGAUAAGAGAUAUAUUUUUUUUUUUUCAAAUCUUUUUCUUUUCAUUAUAUCUAUUUCUUCAGUCUGUCUAGUUUGACCAACUAUGGAUGUGGUUGGGGUUGUGUACUGAUAUACAAGUGAGAGUACAUAUAUAAUCUAUAGCAUUUGUAAGUGUGGGCAAAAUUUUGUUGUUAUCAACACAUGGGUUCAUUAUUUGGGAAAGCGUAAAUGAAUAUGGUGAAUUCUUUGAUUCAAAA